UAUGUCGUCUAUAAAUAUGAUACGAUGAAGGCCUUUUAUACGCCAGUGUUUUAACUUUUUUCAUGGAAUACACAAUAUGGAAAUGUUAAGCGGGAAGUCGAUAGAAUUUAUUAUCAGUUUUUUUUUCUUACAAGUUCAUUUCCGACAAAUGAGUAAACCUUUGUAUAACCGUAUUGCUUAAUUUCAUUUAGCUAUGUAUUGCCAAUAUCCUCUAAGGACCGGGACUUGUUUAGUUAUGCUAGGUCACAAAACGCUCCGCGCUACCAAUUUUUCAACAUAACAAAAUAAUCCAAACCUAACAUAGAAGAGAAAUAUUAGCUAGAAUUAUUGAUGAUUAUCGCUGAUCAACUAAUUAAGAUAUUUCUCUUGGGUGGGUUGGGUGUUUUCGACAUAGCUCUCAUUUACCAUCGGUCGCUGCUAUGUUGUAGUCCGUGGUUAGUACAUGUUGGACGACAUCAUGAACGGAAGAACCAGGAUUACAGAGAACGUCUGCCACUUUGGUGUGUUUUUCACGGCUUGUACAUUACUUGCAAGUAAUUAUUUGGAAGCUGCCAGUUCGUACGUUUACUAUAGCGAUCAAAUGAACUGGUAUGAAGCGAAAGCAAAAUGUGCUGCCUACGGACAGAUACUGGUGAAGAUCGACACCCAGGACGUUUUUGACGAGCUGAGGAUGAUGGAUGCAGAUUUUAAUGGAGCUAUAUCGGGAGGCGAGUUUUGGACUGGUUUGCACACGUCAACAGACACCUGCAUUGACUUUAAAUGGGACGACGGAGUCACGGCUAGUUGGCUCCGAUGGGACUCGAAUGCUGGUGAUCCGAACAAUUGUAAUACCGAAAAGUGUGUCCGGCUGUUUCAGAGCAGAAUGAGAACAAAGGCAUGUACAGCCACAUAUCCUUUUAUGUGCCAAGCCGUAGAAGAAACUACCACCGUCCCUUCGACGGAGGCUCCGUCAACAGAAAGUCUAGGGGAACCAACUACUGCCUCAACAACGAAUUCUCCGACUGAAACCGAAGCAAACACUGUUUCAACGACCAAUUCUCCGACAACUGAAACAGAAACUACGGCUGUCCCUUCAACGGAGAUUCCGUCAACUGAAGUCAAAGCAGAAACAACCACUGUUUCAACGACGGGUUCUCCGACUGAAACAGAAAUAACCACUGUUUCAACGACGGGUUCUCCGACUGAAACAGAAAUAACCACUGUUUCAACGACGGGUUCUCCGACUGAAACAGAAAUAACCACUGUUUCAACGACGGGUUCUCCGACUGAAACAGAAAUAACCACUGUCCCUUCAACCGAGAUUCCGUCAACUGAAGACAAAGAAACACAAACCAUGUUGACGGAUGAAUCUACAACUAUCACUUCCGGUGUGGUUGGUGGAACUGGAUAUACCUCUUCCGGUUUGGUUGAAACCGAAGUCUCAACCCCUGGUGGCCUAGGAUAUGGAAACUGCCUCUGUGACGGUAAUCCGCUGAAUAAUUCCUAUCGGCUUCGCGGGAUUAUUCCGUCCUCCACUGCCCACAAAAACAGUCUGAUGAUGGCGGGGUACGUCCGAUCAUGCUCAGCGAGAAUUUAUUGGGGAAAUGGUACAUUAUCACUUAGCCAUGAAGAAAAGCUGGCUUUGCUUAAUGCUUUAAAAGACCAGCUGAAUGUAGCGAAGGACACCACCAGCUUAUACAGACGUGCGCGUAUCAGUGCCCCUGACGAUAGGCCCAGUGCUGUAUCCGUCGGCUCCUUGGGGAUCUGCCUCCUUGUCGGCUUCGCUGUGACAGUGCUGGCGACAGAUGCUACAACGUUAUACAGAUACUGGAAAAACUUAAAAAGAAAUGUGAAUUGAAAAGCAAUCAUAGCACAUUUCAGGCAUAAAAAAGACUCUAUAAAUUCUUCAUAAUAUCACAUCAAAAAUGUUAUUUUAAAACAACUCUUUUUAUAUCCCGUUCUUGGAGAUAUACAUUCCCAGUAGAAUUAUUUGACUGUGUUGUAGUAUUUCUAUUCUCUCUGUAAUAUUUUCGUAUCAAAAAUUGUUUGUUAAUGUUUCCUAUUGGUGCAGUAAUAUCCGUUUUAAUAAACGAUUUUACCUAGCUGUUGGCGGUUUGCUUUGAUUCCACUUCAAAAUCGGUUAAAGCACCGUAAAAUUUUAAUUAAGAGUCAGACAUGCCUUUCCAUCUUUACAAACAUGCACUAUACGGAUGUUUCAUCCUUCUUUGACACUUCACUGAUACUGGGAUCCCAAAACCAAGAACACAGAAGUCCUGCUGUUUAAUUUACUGUUUCUAUAACGCCUAACUGAAUCAUCUCGUUUCUAAUGGUACUAUUCAGCGUCACAUCAAACAAGGAAGAAUAUAGAGUUUGCCCCUAUUUAAAUUUUUCCAAUUAUAGUCAAUAUAUGUAUCUAACCACCUGCCAAUAUAAUUAUAAUGUAGUUCUAUCUAUGUACAUCGUCUUGU
Pecten maximus is the source of this 2447-nucleotide messenger RNA. Its product is annotated as glutamate--tRNA ligase-like. Bases 443 to 1837 code for a protein of 464 amino acids. The transcript has 7 exons. The record is from RefSeq and is a predicted model, not a curated record. Lineage: Eukaryota; Metazoa; Mollusca; Bivalvia; Pectinida; Pectinidae.